Molecule: messenger RNA, 330 nt
Organism: Meloidogyne enterolobii
Lineage: Eukaryota; Metazoa; Nematoda; Chromadorea; Rhabditida; Meloidogynidae
Source: the annotation of a GenBank genome assembly
UCAGACAAAUUAACAAAAAUGUUUAACUCAAUAAUUAUCAGUCUAUCCCCUAUUUUCCUCCUAUUUUUAAUUUUACAAAAUUCUGAUUCAGCGAAACAAUGUUACUCUGGACAGAACAAACGUUAUGUCCAAAAACAAUGUUCUAGUGGAAGCUUGGAUAUUGACUAUGUGUGUCAUAAAUAUUCUUGCGAAGAAGGAAGAUCUCCUUUUGUUCUACGUACAUGCGCACCCAAAUCUGCAGUUAAAUGCAAUGCUGGUUCAAGGAUUUGUCUAUUUUCAAAAGGAAAAGGAAAAUGUCAUGUGUGUGAUAAAGAUUUUUGUAAUGAUUAA